AUGACGGCCCUGGAUUCAACUGGUCCAGCUGAGGUUUCACGGCAGGGAAAAAAUAACGACGCCUUUUUGGGGAGAUCGCGGGAUUGUGAAGUCGAACAAUGCAAGUCAAGAGUCAGAACGGGGGUGCUCAACGGACGGAGUACGCAGCAAGACUGGGCGCGGGGGUUUCGUUCGACCAAAGAGAGACCUUUCUCGUCCGUAUCGUAUUUCACGUAUGCAAAGACGAGGCUGGAGGCUGAAAGCUGCGAAUACAGGAGCGCGGGUGUCGGCCAGAUCUGGGGUGUUGAUGGGAGAAUAACCGAAAGCUGGGGUUCUCAGUGGUGCCUGAAGAGCGAGAGCCGAGCUGCAGCGUAUAAUGGCCUUCGCAUGGAUACAUCGAAACGAAGGAGAUGA
Nannizzia gypsea CBS 118893 is the source of this 393-nucleotide messenger RNA. RefSeq lists its product as hypothetical. The transcript has 3 exons. Lineage: Eukaryota; Fungi; Ascomycota; Eurotiomycetes; Onygenales; Arthrodermataceae. The record is from RefSeq and is a predicted model, not a curated record. Bases 1 to 393 code for a protein of 130 amino acids.